Molecule: messenger RNA, 444 nt
Organism: Lathyrus sativus (Indian pea)
Lineage: Eukaryota; Viridiplantae; Streptophyta; Magnoliopsida; Fabales; Fabaceae
Source: the annotation of a GenBank genome assembly
AUGGUGUGGAACAUUUGGAGCAAGAAGGAUAUUUUGUGGAUUAAAUGGCUUCAUACUUACUACAUGAAACAGGCGGAUGUAAAGGAUUUCAAGCCUAGCCAUAAUUUCUCUUGGAUUAUAAAGGCUAUCUUCAAGAAUAAGGACAUGAUGACUAAUUCUGAAGCUUGCCAGAAGUUCCAGACAGAUGGGAGGUGCAAGACUAGUAUCAUGUAUAGUUACUCGAGGCGUGAUAAACCUAAAGUCGACUUGAGGGUCAUGUUCUAUGGAAACAUUGCUAGACCUAGGGCGAUUUUCAUACAUUGGAUGACAUGUCAAAACCGACCGAUGACCAAGGGUAAGGUGAUAAAGUAUGGUAUAUCUACAGAUGGUCUUUGUACAUUCUGCAAUAUGCUUGAAAGCUGCCACCAUCUCUUCUUUGAAUGUGUCUAUACUAAACAGGUCUGA